Molecule: messenger RNA, 723 nt
Organism: Ascochyta rabiei
Lineage: Eukaryota; Fungi; Ascomycota; Dothideomycetes; Pleosporales; Didymellaceae
Exons: 3
Coding region: 1-723 (240 amino acids)
Source: RefSeq, a predicted model, not a curated record
AUGGACGCCGCCGCCAACGCAAUCAAUAAGCUUCUCUCCGGCUCAGGUCAGCAAAAACCCACCGCUCCUGCUACCCAGCAAGAAGCCGCCCCAGCAGUCUCAACAGAAGUUGACACCACCACCACGACAGGCGCCAAAGACGUCACCGUCGAACAAGAGAUCGCUCCCGCAGUCGAGCAUGAGACAGUGAAGCGCGAGCACGAGACGCGCGAACAGGCCGUAAUCGAUCGUGAGAGGCACCAAGAUCACUACCACACAACAAUCCAACCUCUCCAAGACCGUGAAGUCGAGCCCACACGCCAUGACCACAAAACCGAAGCAGUCGAAGAACGAAAAAUCAACAAAGAUUCCCAAGGUGAAGCCGUGAAAGCGCAAGUCGCCGCCGAGCGGUCUCAGUUCAAGUCUACAACCUCCGAAGCCGCGACGAAGGAGAGCAAAGCGAAAGAAGCGACCAUCGAAGGCGAGACUGUGCACCACCACUUGCACGAGACAAUUCAGCCGGUAAUUGAGAAGGAGAGAGUGAUUCCUGAGGUUACCCAUGUAACGAAGCCGGUGCAUGAGGUGGUUAAGGAGCAGUCUGUAGACUUGGGGGUGACGAAGGCGAAGCCAAUAAGUGUGGAUCAAUUCCAGGGCAAGUUGUCGGGCGAGAGCAAGACGGAGGUGAUUCAUAAUGGGGGACAUGCUGUGAGUGCUAAGACGGGGGUGACGACAAAGAAGGAUUAA